Oreochromis aureus is the source of this 2206-nucleotide messenger RNA. RefSeq names its product programmed cell death 1 ligand 1-like. Bases 409 to 984 code for a protein of 191 amino acids. The transcript has 4 exons. Lineage: Eukaryota; Metazoa; Chordata; Actinopteri; Cichliformes; Cichlidae. The record is from RefSeq and is a predicted model, not a curated record. Gene Ontology annotation, cellular component: external side of plasma membrane. Gene Ontology annotation, biological process: cellular response to lipopolysaccharide; positive regulation of T cell proliferation; immune response.
CUCGUCACAGCUCAGAGACGCAAAGUCUAAUUUGAAGAUCUGAGCUGCUGGGACUCACAGUCGGACGAGCUGUGAGGGUUAAAAUGAAAAACUGGUGAUCUGUUAGCCUUCUGUCUUCAAGUGUCACUCAAAGAUUCAGAGAAUGUAGGAAAAUUUCUGCAUACCAGGAUAAAGCUACAAAACCGGACUGACUAUCACUUGUGACGCAGGCUCUUGGGCAACACUGUAUUAAAAACCGAUCUGGUUGUGUGAUGAAAAUCGCUGCAUGCUAAUCAGGCCUCAGGGCUCUGAAAUGCUGUCAUCACUCUGACUUCACUUUUCUCUUUUCAGAGUGAUCAGCUGAAGGCAUCUACCCGCCCACCCACACAUACAACUACAACUGUCGCACCCUUUGGUUAUCUGUGGGAAAUGUCUGCUGUAGCUUCUGCAUCUCUCUGCUGGACCUUGCUGUCUGUCUGCCUCCUGCUCGUCUCUGCAGAGCAGAAAACCAUCACAGCUGAGUCUGGACAGGACGUCACUCUGACAUGUCGAGGUCCAAACAACAACAUCACAGUUUUAGAGUGGAGCAGAGCUGACCUGGGAGAUGAAAAUGUGCUUUUGUACCACAAUGAUCGUUUUGAUCCAGACGACCAGCAUCCAUCUUUUAAGAACCGGGUGGAUCUGCAGGACAGACAGAUGAAGGAUGGAGACGUGUCUCUGAUUCUGAAGAAUGUGACGAUUAAUGAUGCUGGAACAUACGAGUGUCGUGUAAUCACAACAGGAACAAACCGCAGGAAGGGAGCUAAUCUGGGUGUCAGCAUCAUCCACCUUCAUGUUGUUCCUCCAGUUCACUGGAACAUCCAGAGGGCUGUGACUACAAAUCAGCUUCAACACAGUCAGACUGUCUUUGUGUUAGCUGGCUCAACUAAACCUGAAACUGCAGUCAGAGACAGCUCUCUACAACUGCUGUCAGCAAAAAGAACUUUUACAUCUUCAAACAAAUGAAGGCAACACUUGAACAUGAAAUAUUUUCACACCUGAAUGUUUCAAUCAAGAUCUGAUUUCAGUUUCUCUUUAUCUUUGUGAGCUGUGUGGUUUGUUUACCCUCAGUAUCCAUGAACAGUGUCACAGACCUGGGAUCAGUGUUUUUGUUUAUAAGAUCAAAUAUGACCUCAUUAUGUGAGUGUGAGCUUUGGACCACAAAACUUCAACAACACUAAUCCUCAAUCAGCUGUUUCAAUAAAAUUACAUCCAAGUAUAAACUGAUUCCAUCCUUCAUGCAUCACUUUGCUGCUGACAGAUGGUUAUAGGCAUUCCUGGUCGCUUGGGUAACCCUGUAAUGUAUUUACUACAUGUACAUUUGUCACUCAGCAGUACAAUUUAAUGUCAUUGGUAGUUGUUUCAGUAGUUCUCAAAGAUAAGAAAAGUUUACCUCGAUACUCCCUGACUUCACAUCAGUGAUCAGUUAUUUCUUCGUCUGAGUUGUGUUUAAAAAGUGUAGCUACUUGUUUUGUAUGUUUGACCAUGUAUGUAUGUUUGUGCUCUGACUGUAUUUUCCUGCUGCUCACACACAGCAUUAGAAAAGCUUGAAAACUCACUGUUUACAGAGUCUGUGAGCUCCAAAUGUUUGCAUGAAGGACAGAGAACAAAGAUCAGUGUGAAGGGUGUCUCUGUAUUUUGAACAAUAAACUAUUGGAUAAUUCUGAUCCUCUUAUUUCAUGAAUGAGUCUCAGUCACUUUGGUUUAAAUUAUUCAUUUUUUAAUUUGUUUCAUUGGCAGAGAAGCUAAAUCAUGUGAAUAUCAUCAUCAUGUCACAUGUGAACACAGAUUCAAAAGAUUUAAUAUCCGUGUCUUUGACAAUCGAGCCCACAGACGCCAAAACAAUGCCAGCAAAUGGAAACUGAAAAAACAAAUCUGUAAGCGAAAAAAAAGAUGUAAUUGUGAAAACUUAGUUAUGAGUUUUUUUGUUUUAAUGUCAAUAUUUACAGUUUCAAUUAAUCUUUUUUUUUAACAUCAAGACAAAUGUUCAAUACAUUUCAAUUACAAUAUUUUGUCAUGGUCCGGAGUCUGUGACUCCGUGUUUAUGUUAAGUUUAUUAUUAUUCUGUGGUUUUGGUUAUCUUGGGUUUUUGUACUCUCCUGUUUCACGUUUCUUGUUCCUAUGUCUGUGUCCCCCAGUCUGUGUUUAGUUGGUGUGUGUUGUGUUCAGUCGGUGUGUUUCCUGUUUU